CCCCCUUCUCCAUCUCCACUUCCUUCUCUCUAUCUAUCCAUCCAUCCAUCCAUUCAUCUACCUAUCUAUGCAUCAUAAUCCAUCACGAAUUGAUCCUUCCGCCCUCUUCACAUCCUGGUUCCUGGAAUCUCGAUCGUUCAGAUCCAGCCUUCCUGGCCAAUCCUUCCACCCCAUCGCUCGUUCUUGUUUCCCCCAUCGAUCGUUGCUGCUACUUCUGUAUAUGCACCCUCCAUACCCCACAAGGCCUUCCUUGACCUCGACCGAACGUCAUGCAUCGAACCCAAUUUUUCUAGAACCUCCAUCGGUAGUUACUUGCGCAUCAUUCCGAUCCAGACCCAUCUCAACGACUGCCGUGCCGCUCACUCCAAUUGUUUGCUCUGGAUCUAUCCAUCAUUCUAAAACUGGCAAUCGCUCAGAGCUAUUUGCUUUGAGUUUGAACUCAUUUCCAACUGCAAUCGCUGUUAAACUUCGGCCAUACGGUUCACCACAGGAAGAGGAUGUCGGUCUGCCGGUGCUACCGAUGCACUUCGCAGAGCAGGCAGGGGCUUCCCGAAAAGCUAGGACAAACAAUCGCAGCGCAACAAACAGUACAAUUUUGCACUCUAAGAUCUCCCCACUCUAAGCUGUCAGCGCUGCCUCUCUCCACUUGAUGGGCCAAGUAAAGCACUGGGAUCAACGUUCAUACAUCCAUGGUUUCGGGUCCAUCCCUGCAGCUGUUCCCAGCCCGCCUUUGCAGAGGCAACGUUGGGGGCGUCGCUGACGCUUGAGCAAGCAGGCACGACCCCUGUGAGCGUCACACCUCGAUUCAAU
This is a messenger RNA of Aspergillus aculeatinus CBS 121060, 810 nucleotides long. RefSeq lists its product as uncharacterized. The transcript has a single exon. The record is from RefSeq and is a predicted model, not a curated record. NCBI's taxonomy places the organism in Eukaryota, Fungi, Ascomycota, Eurotiomycetes, Eurotiales, Aspergillaceae. The coding region runs from base 68 to 622 and encodes 184 amino acids.